This is a messenger RNA of Sphenostylis stenocarpa, 480 nucleotides long. NCBI's taxonomy places the organism in Eukaryota, Viridiplantae, Streptophyta, Magnoliopsida, Fabales, Fabaceae. The record is from the annotation of a GenBank genome assembly.
AUGCAGGAUCCCAAUAUUGAUGAUAAGUGUGAAAGUAGACUCUAUAUUGGUAACCUUGAUCUUAGAAUUACAGAAGCUGCUUUGCUUAAAAUGUUUUCUCCUUAUGGAAAGAUCAUUUCUGAGGACUUCUUAUGGCACACGCGUGGCCCAAAACGAGGGGAGCCACGGGGUUUUGCGUUUAUCCAGUAUAGCACAAAAGAGGAAGCAGAAUUAGCCAAGGAGAAAAUGCAUGGGAGGUUUGCCUGUGGCCGGCCAUUGGUUGUUCGUCUUGCUGGUGAGAAGUGCAUGCUGGAAACAGCUGAUAAGUCUACAAAAGCAGUAAGUGAAGGGCUCAAGGUGCAUGUGAUUGGAGGUGGUGGUGGUGCCAUGGGACAGACAAGUCGUAGUGCGAAAAUAGCUGCUAUAAAAAAUAAAUUGAAAUCAUUAGAGGAGGAGAGUUCUAGGACCAAGAAGCAGAAGCAAAGUGGCAAUAUUUCUUGA